AUGGCAGCAGAACUUGUCGGUGGUGCUCUUCUUUCCGCUUUUCUUCAGGUUGCAUUCGACAGGUUGGCUUCUCCUCAAUUCCUUGACUUCUUUCGUGGAAGAAAACUUGAUGAGAAGCUGCUCGGCAACUUGAACAUCAUGCUGCACUCCAUCAAUGCUCUCGCUCAUGAUGCAGAACAGAAGCAGUUNACAGAUCCACACGUUAAAGCAUGGCUUUUUUCUGUCAAAGAGGCUGAUGAAUGCUGGAAAGUUUUUGAAAAACAAGCACUAAAAGAUGAUGAUCUUCGAUUGAAUGGUGAAAAAAAGGAGAUUGGUAAAAGAAUAGUUGAAAAGUGCAAAGGAUUACCACUUGCUUUGAAAACAAUUGGAAGUCUUCUCCGAACAAAGUCAUCAAGCUCAUAUUGGAAAAGCGUGUUGGAAAGCGACAUAUGGGAGUUACCAAAAGAAGUUGAAAUUAUCCCUGCUCUACUAUUGAGUUAUCAGCACCUUCCUUCUCAUCUAAAGAGGUGCUUUGCUUAUUGUGCAUUAUUUCCAAAAGAUUAUGAAUUUGACAAGAAGGAAUUAGUUUUGUUAUGGAUGGCUGAAGGUUUUCUUCACCACUCUAAAAUAAUCAAGAAUGUACAAGAAAUUGGUGAACAAUAUUUCGACGAUCUAUUAACGAGGUCCUUCUUUCUUCAAUCAAGCCUUGAAAUCCGGCAGACCAAGAAUGCACGUGAAAUUGGUGAAAAACAUUUGGACGGUCUAUUAACGAGGUCCUUCUCUCUUGAAUUAGGCUUUGAAAUGCGAUUCGUCAUGCAUGACCUUCUGAAUGAUUUGGCAAAAUAUGUUUGUGCAGACUUUUGUUUCAGGUUAAAAUUUGAUAAAGGAAAUUGUAUACCCAAUACAACCCGUCAUUUUUCAUUUUCACUCGAUUACGUAGGAUAUUUUGAUGGUUUACGAAGUUUAACAGACGCUGAAAGACUGCGUUCUUUUCAUUCAAUUACAAAUGGCACGAGAUAUCAUUUUGAUCUUCGUCAAUUCAAUAUUUUGGUGCAUGAAUUGUUCUCCAAAUUCAAGUUUUUACGUGUCUUAUCUUUGAAUGGAUAUUCUGAGCUUAGUGAGGUCCAUGAUUCUGUUGGUGAUCUUAAACAUCUCCGUUCAAUAGACCUUUCGCAUACUGAUAUACAGAAAUUGCCUAACUCAAUAGGUUUGCUCUAUAACUUGCUAAUACUGAAGUUGAACUAUUGUUCAUUUCUAGAAGAAUUACCUUCAAAUUUGCAUAUGCUCACCAAGUUGCAUUGUUUGGAAUUUGAACAUACAAAAGUGACAAAGAUGCCAAUGAAUUUUGGAGAGUUGAAGAAUCUUCAAGCACUGAGUACGUUUUGUGUUAAUAGAAAUAAUGAGGUCAUCAGUAUUAAGCAACUAGGAGGACUCAAUCUUCACGGAACGCUAUCAAUUAUGGAGGUGCAAAAUAUUGUGAAUCCUUUGAAUGCAUUAGAAGCAAAUUUGAAAAAUAAACAUCUUGUGGUGCUAGAGUUAAAAUGGAAUUCGAACCAUGUAUCUGAUGAUCCAGCAAAAGAAAAUAAAGUACUUGAGAAUCUAGAACCUUCCAAACACUUGGAACAUUUGUCAAUCCAUAAUUAUGGUGGUACACAAUUCCCAAGUUGGGUAUUCGAUAAUUCAUUACCAAAUUUGGUGUCCUUAUGGUUGGCUGAUUGUAAAUAUUGCUUAUGUUUGCCUCCCCUGGGACAAUUGUCAUCUCUGAAGACCCUCCAGAUUACAGGACUUGAUGGAUUAGUGAGCAUUGGUGCUGAAUUUUAUGGGAGCAACUCUUCUUCAUUCAAGUCCUUGGAAAUAUUGAAAUUUUACAACAUGAAGGAAUGGGAAGAAUGGGAAUGUAAAACUACUUCUUUUCCACAUCUUCGACAUCUUGUUAUUGUUCGAUGUCCCAAGCUGAAAAGUCUGCCAGAGCAACAUCUUCCUUUCAAGAAUCUAGAUAUUAAUAGCUGUAAUAAGCUUGCAAUUAGCAUAAACAACAUGUUCAGAUCCUCGCUUCAACUCUUGAGUAUUAUUUCAUGCUCAAUUGUGCACAUUCCUAUGACCAAUUACGAUUUUCUUGAAGAAAUGGAGAUUAAUAGUGACUGCUACUCUUUUACCAUCUUUGAGCUAGAUUUCUUUCCAAAGCUCCGUUUACUUCGAUUGAGUCGAUGCCAAAACCUCAGAAGAGUUUCACAGGGACACACUCAUAUUCAUCUAAAAGUACUAAGAAUUAAUGAAUGCCGUCUAUUUGAAUCAUUUCCAAGUGAAGGAUUAUCUGCACCGUUGCUACAAAUAAUUUCAAUUCGAGAAGCGGAGAAUUUGAAGUUGUUGCCGAAACGCAUGCAAAUCCUGCUUCCGUCUCUUACUGAGUUGGAGAUAAUUGAUUGUCCAAAAGUGGAGAAGUUCCCAGAAGGAGGUUUGCCAUCAAACGUAAAAAAGGUGUCUCUUUCAAGUUUAAAACUUAUCGCCUCCCUGAGAGACACUUUGGAUGCCAAUACAUGUCUGAAAAGCUUGACUAUUGAAAAGUUGGAGGUGGAGUCUUUUCCCGGUGAAGUUUUGCUGCCACGCUCUCUCACCUCUCUAAGCAUCCUAUUUUGCCCAAAUCUUAAAAAGCUUGACUACAAGGGUCUACGCAACGUCUCCUCUUUCGAAAUUUAUGGAUGCCCCAACCUUCAUCUAAGAUAAUUACAAAUACUUCUUGACUCUUCAUGAAUUGAUCUGUUAUUCUUCCUGAGACUGACAUGUAAAUUUUAUUUGUAAUUCAAAAGUAUUACCGAAUUUCGGAUUUUCUUAAGCAAGUUUCUUACAAUGAUGGGUACACAUCGCUUCCAAUGUCUUCUUCACUUCAAGUGAUAGCUCUAGGCAUCUUCUGUCAUGUUGUUUCUGCAAAAUUUUGUCUAAAGAGUGUACCAGCUUCUGCAUGUCUUGGAGUUCAGCAGUUCCCGCAAAAGAAUAUCAGUGAUAGUGAGGAAUGAGGA
Molecule: messenger RNA, 2996 nt
Organism: Vigna radiata var. radiata (mung bean)
Lineage: Eukaryota; Viridiplantae; Streptophyta; Magnoliopsida; Fabales; Fabaceae
Product: putative disease resistance protein At3g14460
Exons: 3
Coding region: 1-2703 (900 amino acids)
Biological process (GO): defense response to other organism
Molecular function (GO): protein binding; ADP binding
Source: RefSeq, a predicted model, not a curated record